AUGUCGGAUACGAGGCACCAUAGCACAUCUGCUAUCCCUUGGCCCAUGAACCCCGUCGAAACUUCCAAUGCGCCUACUGUUUACGAGCCUCCUCAGACCAUGUCGCGGGAAUGGGCCGUCGCUGAAGCACCACCUGAUCAUGAACUUUACGCACGGCAGCCGGUCCCAGUCGAUCAGACAACCACCCAUUUGUUGGCUCAGCAUAGACCACCGCCAAAGAAGAAAGCAGCCAAGGUUCCUUCGUCUUUCGUUGAGCGCCAGGAGAAGCUGAAGGUGUCCAAGCGGAAGGGCCCUCUCCAGGAAAGGCAGAGGGAGAAGACCCACACCAUGCGCAAGACCAAGCGCAAUGGCCGCGAGCACCAAGAGGAAGCCGAGUUCCUUGGUUACGACUGGAUACACAACAGUCAACUCUACGAGAUGGAGAUCAUCUGGAAUCUCCCCGGCUACGGUCCUAUACCGAACGCACAGCCUAUGCGUAUCGCCUUCCGGCCUUAUAGCCCAACGCGCGGCACGAUUGAUGUCGCGACAUCCGUCUGGUCCAACCGGGAUGGACAGGUUCCGUCUGUCGAACAACCGGCCUACGCCAUAUACGAUACUGCGAAUCUCGUCCAGGCUUACGAACGCUACUUCUCCAGCCUUCAACCCGCGAUCGAAGAGUGGAUAUUUGCUCGCAUUCGGCAGGACGAAGUCGCCUAUCAUACCUACCAGGAGGUGGUACGCAUGCGAAGAGUAAAUGGAAGCAAAGUCCUCGAUCUCGCAAUGCGACUCCAAUGUCUCUCCGUCGUUUCCCAGGGAUACGGUUCCGUCUUCUCGGAGAACAUACCUGGCAUUCGCGAGUACGAUUAUCGCCGACUCGGCCGUAGCGACUACGAAGCCUACGACCGCAACUCAUGCGACCGCCCACUCCCUGGCGCCAUAACCCACCAAAUGGAUGUCGCGGCUGUGAAAUACCUUCGCAAACUGGAAAAGCUUUUCGUCAAGGAACUAGUGGCGCUGAUUUUCAGGCCCAGGAUCAAGCCUUGGUAUGAGCUCUUUCUGGCAUUCUAUGUCAUCUUCUGGAAUCUCGAGUACAUCCAUCACGGUGCGCAAGACUACAUCAAGUCCAAGAACGGCACAUUGCUCGAGAACCAGGUCAGCAACGUGGUGACCACUCAGAUCAAGAAGUGGGAAUUCGCUUUUCCAGUGCUGCUGUACCACUGGCGCUGCAUUCUUCGGGGCUACUCCCCAUUCAAAUUAGCACGCGACAAUCCGGACGAGCUCCGGGAGCGAGGUCAUAUUGAUGCAGAAGGAUUCGCAUAUGUCACAGCCAUCGCCAAUCUAUUUGACCGAAAUAAGCCCGAUCGCUUCCAGCCGCCGCUUACCGGGUUUGCCGCAACGCACUGGUCCACCUCUAGUCAAUGGAUCGUAAAGCUUUUCAAGGAAGCUGGAGCGUAA
This is a messenger RNA of Alternaria ethzedia, 1434 nucleotides long. RefSeq lists its product as uncharacterized. NCBI's taxonomy places the organism in Eukaryota, Fungi, Ascomycota, Dothideomycetes, Pleosporales, Pleosporaceae. The coding region runs from base 1 to 1434 and encodes 477 amino acids. The record is from RefSeq and is a predicted model, not a curated record. The transcript has 5 exons.